AUGGAGAAACGUGUAACCAGCCAGGAACACACUCUAAACAGUCUACUGGAAAAAGCCAUGAAGAUCAGAGACGAUGUGGUGACUGGUCUACAUGCAGCUCAGGGUUCAGCCAUGAUGGAGUCGUCUGCUAGAAAACUAUUAGAGAACCACAUCCAGAUCAUAACUCACAUUGUCAAGCAGCUCAGCAAAGACAUCCAGGUGUUGGAGGCCCAGAUUAUGGAGAGAGACAACCUUGCUGCAGGGACGACGUUUGCAGUCAAGAGCUUGGAUCACAAGAACAUGAUGGGUAUCGGAGAUCUCAGAGGCAGAGUGGCAAGAUGUGAUGCCAGUAUUGCUAAACUGUCAUCCGAUGUCAACAUUGGACAGCAGGAUGUCCUGAAUCUCAAGCAGGAAGUGAAUGAGUUACACUCUAAAUUGGACCUUAAGAUGAGAGACAUGGAGCUCAAGCUGUCUCAGAAGGUAGGGAAACUGGAGACGUCCCUGUCAGAGAAGCUGAUCUUACAGAGAAACACCACUGCAGAUUUACAGAAGGAAAUUCAACGACUGGAUGCAAAGAGCUCUACUGGUGUGAGAGAGGUGGAGGAGCAGACUGAGAGAUUGAGGAAGUGGUUUGAGGAGCAGAUGAAAACUACAAUUCAGUCACACACACAGAACAGCCAGCAGCUGCAUACACUACUGCAGGACAGACUGGUGGAAGUGGAAGGCAAGCAGAAAGAGAACAUGGUUGUUCUCACUGGUCACCUGGAGAGGUUGGAGGCAGCACUGGAGAAGGUGCGAUCAGCUGACAGGAUCAAGCAUUCGGAGAGUAAAGUCUACAACAAGAUGACCAUUCUGGAGAACAGCUUCAGAGAAGAGCUAGAGCAGAUAAGACGAGAAUACCAGUCAGGGUUCCAGACUGUUCACGAUGCCAUUGAGUCUCUGAGACACAUCAGCGACACCAAAGCCAAGCUGGACAAAGAAGAGCUGCAGAAAGACAUUAGACAGAUCCAGAGAAAUAUGGACAAACUCUGA
Molecule: messenger RNA, 1011 nt
Organism: Danio aesculapii
Lineage: Eukaryota; Metazoa; Chordata; Actinopteri; Cypriniformes; Danionidae
Gene: fam81b
Product: family with sequence similarity 81 member B
Exons: 7
Coding region: 1-1011 (336 amino acids)
Source: RefSeq, a predicted model, not a curated record